Yamadazyma jaroonii is the source of this 615-nucleotide messenger RNA. NCBI's taxonomy places the organism in Eukaryota, Fungi, Ascomycota, Pichiomycetes, Serinales, Debaryomycetaceae. The record is from the annotation of a GenBank genome assembly.
AUGACUGCUAUAUUUAAAGACUCGUUUAUUGUACCUGUGCUAUACAAUGAGAAUAGACCAUUCGAUUCAAACUGUACUUCUUUCCCUGUUAGAUCCUUAAACCCUUUUAACUGUAAAAAACAGCUAACUUACAUGGUUUUUGAAAAUGAACAGAAGGUUUUAGAUCCCACACAAACUGCACGACACAGAAAUAGCUUUAUUUUUGCUAGAAGUACACUUUCGCCGAUACUCCAAAAGGAUGAUGGGUUGACCACCUAUAACAUUUCCAAGGUAGUUUCUAAGCUCAGAAAGUUAGCUGGUCAAAGAUUUCUCACCUAUUUUGAAUAUUUGGCAUUCGUAGAGAAAAACUAUCUUCAAUUCAGGAGUAAAACAAGAGAAUCUUCCAAGGCCAAGGUAACCUAUUUCGAAAAGUGUAGAUCAACAUAUUCCCCCGGUUCCAAAUCAUUCAUGAAGCCCAAGCGAAUGAGACUUAGAUUUGCUAACAAGAGGACAUCAACGUUCAAAGUCCGGAAGUACGAAUCGAACAAGGUAAAAAAGGUAGAAGAUCUUUUACUAGUGAAAAGCGCGAAAUCGAGGAGUAAAUCUCAUGAGUCAAGCGGCUUCAGAUUUGGAUAA